AUGAUCGCGACUGUAGUUUAUACAAAACCCCAUCCAGAUGGGCGCACUGGAACCCUGUUUCAAGGCAAACGCUUCUGGCUGUCGCUGAAUGUCCCCCAACGAGAUAGGUUCAAAGAAGUCAUCAAGCUGAAUGGUGGUGAUGUUGUUCUUCAAGAGAAAGAUGCAAAUAUUAAGCUAGUGGAUCACACAAAACGUGAAAUUCCGCUGGAUACGUACUCAUACAAAUAUGUGGAAAAGUCCAUAUUGAACGGUCAACUUGAAGACCUGGAAGCUCACAGAGCUGGCAAAACCCACCGUCCAGUUGGUGCACACAACAUACCCGCGAGGACCCGUAGAACACCUUACACGCUUGAGGAUGAUCAGGUUCUGUGGGACUGGUUGAAUCCAUAUGAACAGAGAGGAGAUCAGGUUUCGGGCAAUUUGAUCUAUCAACACCUGGCUAAAGAUCAUCCUCGACACACAUUUCAGUCAUACCGGGAUCGUUAUUUGAAACACAUCCGUGGAAAGCCUCGUCCUGGUGGCCCUCCUAAAGAAGACCAACAGCAAGACACAGCCGCCGAAGACCAAAGCUCGUCAGAGCGAGGAUCACAACGAGGAUAUUCUCAGCAGCUUUCUGCUGUUCGAAAUGCCCAGUCCGACUCCAUCCCACGUACUCCAGAGUCUUCUGUGUGGAGAAAUGCAUCUUCUCAGGCAGAGAAUCAACCAUCCGCAGCCGAGGCUGGCCCUUCUGAAGCAACGGAGCUGGUCAGGCAGCCUGCAAGAAGCAACCUGAAAGUAAUUAAGCGGAAGCGGCUCUCCAAUGAAGACCCUCCAGCCGUGCCAAAAUUUGACACGGAUAAUAACCCGGCAAAGCGUAGACGACAUGCGACAGAAGCUGGUCCGUCUACACCUAGCCAGUCUGAUAAUGUCCCUACAACAGAAAAACAAACCGAUCGGGGCCCAGCACCCGAAUCUAUUCGAUCACAAUCAAAAACCACGUCGCAAUACGAAGAGGAAACCAACCUCGCGGCCUUGCUGGAGCUACCACUGGCUGGACCUGCUCUUGGAGGCGAGGACGACAGUGAUGAAGACCCGGACGAGGACGGUGACAGUGAAGGUGUUGCGGCCUGGAUGGAAGAACACAUACGCAACGGUAAAACCGGCGAGCAUCUUAUCAUGGCUCUAGACUGCACUUCUAUGAAUGCAGAGUUAGCAGACCGUGUUGUGGCUUUGCUCAGUGCAGGCCAUGAAAUUCCGAGCGACAUCCCGGGUGUUUGGACAAAGGACGAAGACGAGAUUCUCCUAGGCUCUGAAACGCGGAAAAUUCAAAGUUUACUUCAAAAGCAUGGAUCCGACUUUUAUAACGAGCGUUUCAAGUAUCUGGAAGAGCGCCAGAAAGCUCAAGAUGUGGUUAUGAGGGAAGAAGACUGA
Talaromyces rugulosus is the source of this 1410-nucleotide messenger RNA. RefSeq lists its product as uncharacterized. The transcript is spliced from 4 exons. Gene Ontology annotation, cellular component: shelterin complex. Lineage: Eukaryota; Fungi; Ascomycota; Eurotiomycetes; Eurotiales; Trichocomaceae. Gene Ontology annotation, biological process: regulation of DNA-templated transcription; telomere maintenance via telomere lengthening. The coding region runs from base 1 to 1410 and encodes 469 amino acids. The record is from RefSeq and is a predicted model, not a curated record. Gene Ontology annotation, molecular function: telomeric repeat DNA binding.